Phyllotreta striolata is the source of this 1609-nucleotide messenger RNA. NCBI's taxonomy places the organism in Eukaryota, Metazoa, Arthropoda, Insecta, Coleoptera, Chrysomelidae. The record is from the annotation of a GenBank genome assembly.
UAUUACAGUAGGAUUUUGUUUUGAACCAAAACUGCAACAUAAACCGGACAAUAAAGCUCACGAAGUUAAUAUGAGACUCACAGCAAUAAUAUUUUGCUUCUUCUUCGGUUUGCUGUUAUUAUGUGUGAUAGUGAUUGCAUCGAUUUACACUGAACAAUAUCCACAAGUCCAAAUUAGCGACGGCAUUUUGAACGGAGCUUAUUUAACAACGAGGAAUGAUAGGAAAAUUUCUGGAUUUACGGGCAUCCCGUUCGCCAAACCGCCUGUAGGGGAUCUAAGAUUUCAAGCUCCUGUACCGAAUGAUCCUUGGACAGAGGAAAGAAAUGCAGUGGAAACUCCUCCUGAAUGUACUCAACGCAACUUUCUAAUGCCAGCUUUGAUGGCAGGAGAGGAGGAUUGCUUGUAUCUAAAUGUUUAUACACCCAAACUAUCGAAUUUUGAAACCGAGCUCUUACCAGUUAUGUUUUGGAUCCAUGGUGGAGGUUUUAUAUACGGCAAUGGAAAUGAGUAUAAUCCUCAUGUACUCUUAGAUAAGGAUAUCGUUUUGGUAACCUCUAAUUACAGAUUAGGUCCGUUGGGAUUUUUAGCCACAGGGGAUGAUGUGGUGCCAGGUAAUAACGGUUUAAAAGACCAAAAUCUGGCUUUACAAUGGGUGAAGAAAAACAUACGGAAAUUCGGAGGUGAUCCGGAUAGAAUCACCCUGUUUGGAGAGUCUGCUGGUGCAGUUAGCGUAAAUUAUCACAUGCUUUCUCCAUUAAGUAAAGGGUUAUUUAGCAAGGCUAUACUACAGAGUGGUACAAGUCUUUGUUGUUGGGCGUUGAGCGAAAAAGAAACAGUCGAAAAUACCCAUAAGCUAGCUAAAUCUCUUAAUUGCUCUAUCGAAUCGAGUGCAGAUAUGGUAGAAUGUUUACGAAAAAUAGAUGCGGCAAAAAUUAUUGAACUGGAUGAUAUAUUUAAAGUUUGGGGCGAGGAACCAAUGAUGCCAUUCAAACCAGUAAUCGAGCCGAAAUCGUUGAAAAAUUCAUUUCUUAGUGAUCAUCCCAUGAAUAUAAUCAGUUCAGGAAAAAGCAUGGACGUUCCGAUUAUAAUUGGAAUUACAUCCGAAGAAGGGGGUUUUAAAGCACCAGGUUUCAAAAAGGACAAUCUCUUGGAUGAAUUCGAUGCGAAAUUUGACAAAAUCCUCCCGGUCUCCUUGUUUUAUGACCGGAUGGAAAAUCAUCAGAAAAUUACAGAAAAAAUUAAGAAAUUCUAUUUUACUGGCAAAUCGAUUAAGGAUUCGAUCAAGGAUAUCAUAAAUUUGUAUACAGAUAGUUUUUUCUUUAAAUGCUCUGAUGACAUAGCAAGAUUGCACGCAAAAUAUUACAAGCAACCUGUAUAUUUCUACUUACUGGGUUACAAAGGCAACUUGAGUAUCUCGAUAUUAUAUGGAGGUGGUGAUGAAUAUUACGGUACAGUUCAUGGUGAUGAUUUACUAUAUUUGUUCCCAAUGGGUGAGGCUCUUUUCCCAGAUACACCACCCACAGAUCGCGACAGAAGAAUAUCCGAAAUCUUCGCAACACUUUGGACUAAUUUCGCUUACACCGGAAAUCCCACCCCAAACACAUCGGAA